Messenger RNA from Brettanomyces bruxellensis, 729 nucleotides. RefSeq lists its product as uncharacterized. NCBI's taxonomy places the organism in Eukaryota, Fungi, Ascomycota, Pichiomycetes, Pichiales, Pichiaceae. The transcript has a single exon. The record is from RefSeq and is a predicted model, not a curated record. The coding region runs from base 1 to 729 and encodes 242 amino acids.
AUGUCUUCUCGAGUACAAGCCUCGGUGUAUAAGAAUUUCAUUGUCUAUUCAAGGUCGCCAAUAGUAUCAUUAUACGGUCCUCAAGGGUUGGACAGCCAAGUUUUAUGUCGAGAUUUCUCAAAAAGAGAUCGCAGACUCGUGCUAUAUAGAAACUUUGUGCGAUUACUACGAUUUGUCAAGCGGCCAAAAUUUCUUCGUGGUGAAUAUUUCGACUACUUGAAGUUCCGCUUUAUUGAUGAUUACAAUUAUCGGAGAAACAAGCUUCUGGGAAUCGACUCCUCACUAGAUGAGAGAGAGCUUAUGAGCAGGGCUGUCAAUACGCUCAACUUUGUUAACAAUGCAUUCUGUGCUCCGAAAAGUGCUCCAGAGUUAAAUGAAAACUUUGAACUAAGAGGAAGAGUCGGCAGAAGCCAAGAAUAUCUCGUUCUAGACUCUAUAAUGCAGUAUGAAGCAUCUAAGUUAGGAUCGAGGGUUGUAGAAGGCCUUAAAAUAGGUGUGAAAAGCUUGAAGGAUGCAAAUGAGUAUCGUAUUACUUGCAAAAAUCUGAACAUUGGCAAACCCGUCCCGCAAAUUCAGGGAGAAAAAUGGUAUUCAUACAUAGGCAUGCUUCAGGAAAUGCCAUCAAGCAUCUCUUCCAAAAAAAUUGCUGCAUUUGACUUCGCAAAAUCGAUUCUCACCUUUGAGAAGAACUUGGUCCUAUUGAAUGAGGAUUGCAAGUUGCUUCUUUGA